Messenger RNA from Anopheles maculipalpis, 1923 nucleotides. RefSeq names its product AT-rich interactive domain-containing protein 1B-like. The transcript has 5 exons. The coding region runs from base 1 to 1923 and encodes 640 amino acids. The record is from RefSeq and is a predicted model, not a curated record. Lineage: Eukaryota; Metazoa; Arthropoda; Insecta; Diptera; Culicidae.
AUGGAUUGUUGCAGCAGUAGCAACUACUUAGACUACAGGCAUCACUCGAUGAACGGCAACUCCUUCUGCUAUCCGUACUCGCCCAACAUGCUGCGCAGUGCAUCGCCGUACCCGUUGGCCACCGGCGGCCGAUACGGUGGUUCGGACUAUCGAUCUUCACCGCUCGGCGGCUACCAUCAUCACCAUGGUGGAUACGAUGGCAGUGUCGGGUAUGAUAAAUACUACGGCAGCUACCAUCAUGCACCACCAUCGUCGAGCUAUCAGGCCGGUUACUAUGGUAACUACCCGUCGUCCUAUCGUGAUUUCGGCAGCUACGGACACUACUACCACCAGUCCCAGUCGCCGUACGCACGUGGCGGAGGUACGAGUGGUGGCGCGUCGCACGGGUACGGGGGAGCGUCCGCUGGCAGCUACCUCUAUCCGGGGCGCCAUUACCCAGCAUCCUCACUAGCACAUCCCGCGUUCGGUUCGUCCCGCGAAUCAGCCUACUAUCACGCCCAGCGUGAACACCAUCACCAGCAGCAGCAGCAGCAGCAGUAUUCGAGCUUCGCUAACUAUGGCCACCUGCCGCCUCCGUACCGUAACGGGGUAGGCCCCGGUACACAUGAGCAUCCUGGCGGAAAAUCGCAUCACAACCAGCCAGCACAGCAGCAACCGUAUGCGCCACAGCAAACCUUUGCAGGAAGUCACAGCGAGCGGGGAAUAGCGGGGGGUGGUGUGGGCGAGAGCCAAACUACACCGGCCAGCCAACCAUCUCCCUCCAGCUCGACCUUGUUCGGUGCGCAGAAUGGCUACUCGUCGCCGAGUUCCGAUUACACGCCGCUGCCAACUUCAUCCUACGGUUCGGGUGAUAGCCCGCAGCAUCCACUAGCGGCUGGCGGCCAGCACGAUGCGGACGAACGAGAUGCUCCAACCACACCCACACCAUCGGCGGCUUUGCUCAGUGCAACAGCAGCAGAGUUCCCGCACGGCACAAAGGACAACCGUAUGCGAAAGCCGAAGGAGCGCAAGCUGCAUCGAGGGUACGGCACCGGGGUAGGCGGUGACAGUGGCCGUAGUAGCCGUGCCAGUAGCCCGGCUGCAGUGAAUGGGUUAAGCGGGAGCAAUGGUGCAGCUGCAGCAACAAGGAUGAAAUCACUGGAUGCACUUACAAAUUUGUGCUGGCCUGAAGAAGAUCAGUUUCCGGGACGAAUGAGAAAAUACUCAACUGCCAACGGAUUGAAAGCUAAGGAUGGAAGUAAUGGUAGAAAGGAAAGCAACGAAUUGGAAAACGCCAACACAGCGUCCCCGAGCCGUACCGCGGGCCCUGCCCGACGCACGAAAAAGCAGACACCCUCCGGCGGCAGGCAAUCGAAGGAAACGAAAUCAUCCGCCGAAAGUAGAGAGAAACAAACAAACGGAGCUUCACCACCGACGACAGCACCAGCGGCAGAAAACAAACACAUCACACCACUGCCCGGUUUCCAACAGGCAUUUGGCUCGACGGAAAUUGGCAAGUUUUCGGAGGUGUUUUUCAACAGUAGUCCUACGUCAGCUAGCCAUAGUCCGCCAGACCACCACAACCAACACCACCUCCAUCACCAUCAUUCGCUGCAGCUCCAGGAGCAUCAGCAGCAGCGGCAGCAACAACAAACCCACCAGUCCCAGCAAGUACCUGCCCAGUCGAAUGGUACGGUGCAGCAGCUCGUGAUGGAAUCGCUCAAUGCGUACGAAUCCGACGUGGACACGCUUAGUCCUUCCCAGGCAUGGGAUACCAGUGGGCCUGGCCCUGGUGACGGUGGAGGAGAUCCCGGAUACAGCCUGCCGAUCGGUACCACCUUCCAUCCGUCGUACUACGAAUCGUCAUCCUACUCUGACCAUGCCGUCGACUCACCGCUGGGUAACUACUUCAGCGAAAUGACAUGCAACGAGUUUGUAAACUAA